Symbiodinium pilosum is the source of this 1530-nucleotide messenger RNA. Lineage: Eukaryota; Dinophyceae; Suessiales; Symbiodiniaceae. The record is from the annotation of a GenBank genome assembly.
AUGGACCCGGACGAGCCUGCACCGUCUCUGAAGAACGACUUGAAGGCGCCGAUCGAAGUGCGAGAGGGUCAGGGCUGGCGGGUGCUCUACCCCGGCCGGAGCCUUGUGCUGGAUGGUACUGAGGCCAUGGUGCGCCUGCGCGAGUUCCCGGCUGCUGUGGGCCGUUGCCCUGCCAGCGCCGGACUACUUGCCUCUAAACACUUUGGACUGUGGAGCGUCGAGGCAGUUCAACAAGACCAAGAGGAGGACAGAGCCGUGUCUUUCGAGGCGCAGCGCCGGAGAGCGGGGAGAGAACGCCAAGAGAAUGAGGUGGAGGAAGCUGUUCUUCGGAAAAGCGACCACAAACUGUCCGACUCAGCCCUUUCCGCCUUCCUUCUCAUCAUUGCCAUCGUUUCCACAUUCUUUCUGACGUUGUUUGCAGCCUCCGCAGCCUCCUCGCCGCGAGCGGAAGAUGUGACCGAGGCCGAAGCAUUGGAGAUUGGAGCCAUAGCUCUCGUGUUGUGGAGCUGCCUCUCUUUCAGCAGAGUUGCCUUUUGUAACUCCGUCACGACGGGCUGCAUCACACGGUCAAUCGACCUGUCCAUUUGUGUGGGCUUCUUCUCCUUUGUGGCCUUCACAGUGCAUCUCGCCAUGCUGGGCUUCUGGCAGAUAUCCCUCAUCAUGUGGUCCCUCAGUCUCUUCUGCUGCGGAUCGCUGCUGUGGCGCGGGUGGCGGGGCCGGUUCAAGGUCGGCCCCAGCAACGUGCUCCCACCGAUCCAAAACGGAGAGAGGACCUGGAAUGAGGCACGUCAGGAGGUGCUUCAGCGAACCAUCGUUUUCGAGGGCUCUGUGCUGGAAGGGCCCGGGCGCCCCUGUGUCUGCUCCUGGCCUGGCAAGUAUGAGGGCGCCUGGGAUGCUUUGGUUGCCUCUAGCCGGGAGGGCCAGGUGAGCGCGGCGGUGGUCUUUUUGCCGGACGGCACCGCAGACUUUGGGAAGCACGAUCCAAUUCCUUCUCAAGAAGGCUUGUCUGGCCAGUGUUGGUGCACGCCGCUCUAUGGAGAGGAGAAGCCGUGGGGAUGUCGGUGGUGGAGCAAGUGGAUAGCGAAUAUUGAGAAGGCAGUGGCGUACAGAGCCGAGCUCCACGUCUACUUUUUCGAGGAUGCUGUAGGACGGGGCAAGGUUCAAAGUUUUGGCACCGCAGGUGUCGAGAACCUUCGCCGAGAGAGUCUGAACGACCAAAGAAAGGAGUUCAUGAAGUCCAAGCAAUUCGAGCGCCACCUCCGUGCCGGCCUAGAAGAAGUUUUGAAGGAUCCUCGUCAUGAUGGCUCCUCCCGUUACAGCCGUGAAGUGAAUCGGCUUUUCCUGGCCUGGCUCCCUCAAGGGGACCGGGAAUUCCUUGAAGUUUCAGAAGGCUUAGGUAACUCACAAAAAGCUGAAGUAGCCUGGCUUGAACGGAAGGGUUAUCCCUACACAGAAAGGGAUGUCCCCAGCUGGCUGGCAGCGAAGGGUAGCGAAGUGAAUCUCGCUCCCCCAGCAUUGCCAAGUGCCUAG